Telopea speciosissima is the source of this 1410-nucleotide messenger RNA. RefSeq names its product zinc finger CCCH domain-containing protein 46. The transcript has 10 exons. The record is from RefSeq and is a predicted model, not a curated record. Lineage: Eukaryota; Viridiplantae; Streptophyta; Magnoliopsida; Proteales; Proteaceae. Gene Ontology annotation, molecular function: metal ion binding. The coding region runs from base 151 to 1356 and encodes 401 amino acids.
CUCUCUGCUGCUGCUGCCCAUGCCACAUUGCCACCGGGGAAAGCUCAACGCUAUGAUUCAAAUUUCUCUAUUUCGACCAUAUCAUUCUGAUUCUGCAAUCGACUAUCAGGCCUAGAUUUUCGUCUCUCAGAGACAGAGAGAGAGAGAGAGAUGUACCGAAAGAAAGAUCCCUGCAGAAACUUUCAACGUGGCAGUUGUCAUUUUGGUGAGAACUGUAAGUAUCUCCAUGUGAACCAGCAACAACCAAAACCUAAUCCAUUUGGUUUCGGGACUGGUUCGCAGUUUCAGCAAACAAAUCAGCAACAGCAAAAGUCCAAUCCUUUUGGAUUUGGAGUGCAGAACAACUCGAAGCCAAAAGAAGCCUCUGAUUUUGGUUCAAAAUAUCAGAAUCAAUUCAAGGAUCAGCCAUUUGAAAACAAGUGGACUCGUUCAUCAAGUGUACCUGCUGCAAACUCUACUUCUCGACAAGCUGACAACCAGUCCCAGGCUUCUCAUAAGUGUACGGAAUCCGAGUUAUGCAAACGUCAAAUUGUCGAAGAUUUUCAAAAUGAGAGACCACUUUGGAAGCUUACCUGCUAUGGCCAUUCUAAAUAUGGCCCAUGUGACAUUGUUGGUGACAUUAGCUAUGAAGAAUUGCGAGCAGAAGCAUAUAAGGAUGCCAAGCAGGGGUUAAGCUUGCAAUCAAUUGUUGAGAGAGAAAGGAAUUUACUGAAUUCAAAAUUAAUUGAAUUUGAUAACUUACUUCGUAAUCCCUAUGUGAUAUCUUCGAAUUCUACUGCCACUGGGGCAAGCUCAUUUUCUGGAAUCAAUUCAAAUGCAUCUGUCUUGUCCGUUCCAAAUAGUGGUCCUCCUUCACUCUCAAGUUUUAGUCAACUGGGCUCAUCACUUAAGCUGGGAGGUAGCACCUGGUUUCCUGUGUCAUCAACCAAUGCUUUUGGGCAAUCGAUUUCUUCCCAUACUCCAGGAGGACUUGGGAUGGACAACUUGACCUUUGGUAGCAAAGCAUCUUUUGGGAGUCAACAGCCUAUGCAGGCAUUUUCAAGUGCCGUGACCUUCAAUAUUCCAAACAUCAGCAGUAGUAACUUUGGUGCUGGAAGCGGCCCAUUUCAUGUUUCUUCACCAAUGCCAACUCAGUUUCCCAAUCAUACAACUAACGAUUCAUACAAACUUCCAAAUGUGGUUGGACAAGCAUCCAUGGAUACUCAUUCUGUGGAUAGCAAGAAAAUAGAGGCCAUUGCUGGGGAUGGAAGUAUUUGGCUAAAAGACUGGAAGCCUGGGGAGAUUCCAGAAGAAGAACCUCCACAACAGUUCAUAUAUCCAGAUUCUGGUGAUGGAUCCAAUCAGAAAGGAAGAUGAAAGUGAUAUUGACAACUGGAUUAAGGCAGUAACUGCCGGCAGAGGGGCUCAAAU